UUAAUCUCCACCGUUACCAUCACACUUUAUUCUUCUUCCUCUCUUUUGUUCCUCAUUCUUCUUGUACACACAUGUCUACUUCCCCUUUCAACCUCCACCAAACCCUCCAAACCCGCCCGGAUUCCGAAGACGACAACAACCAAACCACUUCGGAAUCCGGGGACGGUUACGGCCGCCGCCCGCGCGGCCGUCCUCCCGGUUCCAAAAACAAGCCAAAACCACCCGUAAUCAUCACCCGCGAAAGUGGCCACACUCUCCGCGCUCACAUCCUCGAAAUCAGCGACGGAUGCGACGUGUUCGAAUCCGUCUCUGAUUACGCUAGGAAAAAACAACGUGGGAUUUACAUAGUCAGCGGUACCGGUACCGUAAACAACGUUAGUUUACGGCAGCCGGCUGCCGCUGGCUCUGUUCUCACGCUGCAUGGCCGGUUUGAGUUACUUUCGCUAUCGGGUUCAUUUUUACCACCCCCGGCUCCACCGGGUGCUACUAGUUUGACGAUUUUUUUGGCGGGUGGACAAGGUCAGCUUGUUGGUGGUAAUGUGGUUGGUGCUUUGGUGGCCUCUGGGCCGGUGAUUGUUAUAGCUGCUUCUUUCACAAAUGUCGAAUAUGAGAGGCUCCCGUUGGAUGAUGACAUCCAAGACGAAGCCGCUGCAAGUAGCGGUGGAAACGGGGACGAGGAUGGUGGUGUUGAUGUUGGUGUUGGUGUUGGGGUUAUGUUUCCUGAGUCUUCAUCUAUAGGGUUGCCUUUCUUUAAUUUGCCGGUUAGUGUGACUAACGUGGUUGAUGGUGGUGGUUGGUCUGGUAACGCGGCGAACCAGCCGCAGUUCUAAGGAAGAAGAGAGGUUGUCAACUUGUCAUCGAUUUGAUCUUCAUUUUUGUUGUGUUCAAUUUGUUUGGGGUUUGGUUAGGUUUCAAUGUGUUGAUGUAGUUUUGGUUUUUGGUUCUUUAGAUUUGCGAAUUAAGAUAUUGGUUAUGUCUGUCCUUGUGAAACUAUUUUGAUAUUUUGAAAAGUAAGGUUUGCUAUGAA
Helianthus annuus (common sunflower) is the source of this 1027-nucleotide messenger RNA. Its product is annotated as AT-hook motif nuclear-localized protein 23. NCBI's taxonomy places the organism in Eukaryota, Viridiplantae, Streptophyta, Magnoliopsida, Asterales, Asteraceae. Gene Ontology annotation, molecular function: minor groove of adenine-thymine-rich DNA binding; DNA-binding transcription factor activity. Gene Ontology annotation, cellular component: nucleus. Bases 72 to 830 code for a protein of 252 amino acids. The record is from RefSeq and is a predicted model, not a curated record. The transcript has a single exon.